Molecule: messenger RNA, 3683 nt
Organism: Alosa sapidissima (American shad)
Lineage: Eukaryota; Metazoa; Chordata; Actinopteri; Clupeiformes; Clupeidae
Gene: timd4
Product: T cell immunoglobulin and mucin domain containing 4
Exons: 7
Coding region: 203-973 (256 amino acids)
Source: RefSeq, a predicted model, not a curated record
CAAAAAUGUAGGGGAACGAAUGACAUAUAUAGAGACAUGUCCACAGAGAUAGACAGGGUGCGCAGAGUGGGCUGUAUGCGCCUGUCCAACUUGGAGAUGUCGCCGGCAGCAGCCAUGAGAACACAGAAGUCUAUUGUGCUCUCUUCUGUGACCUAUCACUACUGCUCACGGAGCUCCCCACAAAACACACUUUACACACGCAAUGGCUCCCUCAAGCUCAGCUCUGCUGCGGUGGAUCAUUCUGCUUUUAACAGUCUCAGGGGCCAAGUCAUUGAACCAGCCAUUUAAAGUGACAGAGGGGAGUUCUGUGGUCCUUGCCUGCCAUUACUCAGUGAGGCGUCAUGGUCUCAGCCAUGUAUGUUGGGGCCGGGACUGUGGGACCUUCUGGUGUAAUGACAUUCUUGUGCAAGCAGAUGACAACGGAGUUAUUUCAAAAAUAUCUGACAGGUACCGACUUAUUGGAGACGUUCUCUCAGGCCAAAUGGAUCUUGGUAUUCAGAAAAUCCAGCAAAUAGACAGUGGGUCCUAUUGCUGCAGAGUGGAUAUAGAUGGGCUUUUUAAUGACAAAAAAGUGUCCUAUACAUUGACGGUUUUGAAAGCUCCAACUACAAUGGCACCAUUAACAACAUCUGCACAAAGCACUGAGUCUCCUCUGGCCUCAACAGAACACUGGAGGAGUGCCAUAUCAUCUCAUCUUGAUAUUUUAAGGAAAAAUUUAAGUCAAGUUCAAUCUGAAACACUGUUUGAAGACUCAUUUCCAAGCAUCACACUGCAGAUCAAUGUACCAGUGCUCUCCCUGUCAUUAAGUCUUCUGCUACUCCUCGUGGGUGCUCUGCUACUGCUGGGUUUCAAACGUGGACUUUACAAAAAAGCUCUACAGGGAGGAUGCUUGUCAUCAAAAGAGCCACCUCAUAUCAUCUAUGAAAUCAGGACCAGGAGACCAAUUGCAGAGAAUAUCUACACUAUUGACUAGGGCAUCAAACCUUUAGUCAGGCAGAACCCCAGGAUAGAUGUGACAUAAGGUACGAAUGCUAUUUUUUGCAUAAAUUGAUAGUUUAGGGGGUGUAGACUCAGAAUCUGACGGGCACCCUUGAGCAUUUAAAUGACAUAAAAUGCCACACACCCUUUUUUGACCAUAAAAAAUAGGUAGAUGCACAUUACUGUAUAAAUCCAUCAUGUAUGUUGUUGUAGAACAUCAGCCUACUGCGGAUCUACUGCGGAUUUUCUAAUACUAUUAUUUGAAAUACUAUUAAAGAGAAUACAGCCAUUUCUGCUUUUUUUCUUUUAAAUUUAAUCUUUUAUUCCAAAACAGAAUAAUGAAUGAACGAAAAAGUGCACAGACCGAGUCACUCUGGCAAUGAUGCUCAUUAUUUAAUGUCCCUUGUAUCGUAGGGCACAAAUCACAUCGGUGUAUCUGAUAUAGGCGGGCCAGAGGCGAGCUAAACAGAUGACCACAGUGCUGCAACAUGGAGUCCAGAAUCAGUCAGUAAACAUUGGUUGUAGUGUUAUCCAAUUGCGUCGAAGUCCAGAAUCAGUCUGUAAACAUUGGUUGUAGUGUUAUCCACUUGCAUGCAGUGAGAUUUUAAAAUGCAUGCUUGGUAGGCUACCACCCCUUGAAUUGGGCCAUUAUAUUAGUCACGGCCAGACCCUUAAUCUUUCUAGAUUUCCAGGGUCUGGAUUUCCUGGCUAAUUGUUCACUGCAAUUAAGGGGGGAAAUUCAAGAACUGUUAUAGUCAAUGUGCUGACUAACUGGCAAGUACCUCAUAACUCAGACUAGUUUGUAUCAAUCCUGGACGGUGGUGUCUGUCUUUAAAGCAUUAAAGAAAAAUGUUUGGAUGAAAAAUAUUGUUUACUGUAGGCCUAAUUCAGGGGUCAAAUUCAAGGACAAUUAUAGUUAACAUGCUAACUAAUUGUCAAGUACUUCACAAAUCAGUUUAGUUGGUAUCAAUCCUGGACUGUGGUGUCUGUUUUUGAAGCAUUAAAAAAAUGUUGGAAAUGGGGGAAAAUGUUGUUGUCUGUAAUCUAUGGACAGUUAUACUUAAUGUGCAAACUACCUGAGAAGUACCUCACAACAUUGCUGUCUGAAAUUCAGCAACAAAAUUAUAGCCAACUGGCAAGUUGUUGAACUAGAAUACAUCAGACUUGCUAUAAUAUUUAUAUUAAAAUGAAUUACUAUUGAAUGAUUGUAUCUCUGUAUGUAUAAGGCUACAUGGCAGUUCCACAAUUUAUUUCAUUUAAUACCCAGACUGAUAUCAUGAACUGCGUAUGCAUGACAUUCCAAUGGCCACUAGCGUGUUAUCUAAUGCAUAAUAGCAUUUUGGCGUGUUUAUCAACGGCAUAACCCUAACCCUAGAGGACGCCAUAUACUUGCCGUUGACAUACACGCAGAAGUGAGACGAUAAAUGGCGUGUAUGUUUACGCGCCGUUGACAUACACGCAGAUAGCUCAAAAUGCGUGCAGAUAACACGCCAGUUGGCUAUUUUUGAAGUGGCGUGUAUGAAACGCAAAGCCAUGAUGCCACGUUGCAAUGCCAAACAUGAGAUGAUUUAGAGGUAUAAGCUAUUAUGCAGCAAAAAGGAACGUAAUCUGACCUUAAAGGUCACUUUGCAAAAUGUAUUUUGUUCUUUGGAGGGACCUGAACUAUUUUUCUUUACCUUUGUUAUGGUCAAAGCUGAUUUCUGUAUGAGAAGAGCUUUAACUUGAUACCAUACAUGAUGGGUUUAUAUGUUAAUGUCUAUUUAGAUGAUUUCCUGUGAUCAAAAAAGGGGUGUGGCAGAUGAUGUCAUUUUAAAGAAAAUGCUCAAGGGUGCCGGAUCGGCACCCGUCAGAUUCUGAAAGAACACCCCCUUACCUAUCAAUUUAUGCAAAAAAAUUGCAUUCGUACCUUAUGUCACACUUAUGUCCACAUUCCAGUUCUACCUGACUACUUGUAGUCUGUGGCUGUAUAGUUGUAUUCAUUGCUGUAGUCCUUGCACACAAAUGCAAGUAAUUCAAACAUUUUGUAUACUUCAGAAAUCUCCAUAUGCAGGUGCAUAUUAAAUUCAAUUUAAGUUCUAUAGUGCCACAUCUCAAGGCACUUUGGAGCAUAUCGUAUUUUCCUAAACAUUAGACGCAUGCAAAUAAUAAUAAUAAAUAAUGUGGAUUGACCGCAAUUGUGCAUUAGCUGCAGUUUAUUUUAAAAUACUUCAUUGUCAUAAAAAAACAUAACCAGCAUCAUUCGAUUGGGCCCUUUUUUGUAAUUCCCGAUAAUAUUAGGUUUAUGGUAUUCUUAGGUUUAUGGCUGGCUGCACAUUGAGCCCAAUACAGAACUGUUUCACAGUGUGGGGUAUGUUACAAAAAUACUAGGAUAUUAGGAUAUAGUACGCAGAAUUGAACCCAGUUGGACCCACUUGGUUGUGGGUCAAGUGCUAAAGCCAUUUAAAGGUACACUAUGCAAGAUUGUCACCUUAAUAUAACCUUUAUAAAGCCAAUUUGAUGGUAAAUCAACUUGUAAUAGUUCACCUAGCAUAGCUAUGCAGCAUAUAUGUAGCGAGUCGCUACCAAGAUAACCAGUCAUGCAACUUCAAGAACGGCGGCCUGACAAAUCUCGCGAGAAUCGUGAAACAAUACCUUGUCAGUAGAUAUGGCUCUUUGGAGAUAGUUUUUGCCUGUUGUUAAUCCUUCAGCUCCACAACAAAAUAAUU